Molecule: messenger RNA, 2013 nt
Organism: Drosophila bipectinata
Lineage: Eukaryota; Metazoa; Arthropoda; Insecta; Diptera; Drosophilidae
Source: RefSeq, a predicted model, not a curated record
CAAAGUAGCGUUUGAAAUACAGUUUAGCUGAAUCGGUGCUCGUUCUGAUCACAUUGUCACCAAAUUCGAGAAUACACACAUCUGGCCUACAAACACGUUCACCAAAAAUUCCUAGCCAGUAAAUUCAUAACAUUGAAAUGAACGAUCCCGGCGGUAAAUCCUGUUCGAGUGAACCAUUAAAUAAAGAACUAGUUGGCACAGAAUCCCCAACUCAUCCAGUCGAAGCUGCAAUGGCAAAUGCCGCUUCCAACAAUGAUACACACACCGAUGAUGGUGCUGCUCCUGCAGGAGGUCCCCCAACUGCUGAAAACAUGAUGAUGGAUGUGGAUCUAGCACCAGAAACUGAAGUAGCCCUACAAAACAUAACCACAAACACCAAUAAUACCAACGAUAUUUUUGAAGAUUCAAAUACAAUGGAUUCUAUUUCUUCAUCUAAUGACGCUAUGUCGGAAGAAAGUCUACACGUUGCUGAUAUUAUGGAUACAGAGGAAGUACUAGUUCCCGAACAGCCACUUCCGGUCCCCAUGGAAGCUCCAAUUGUCGCGGAGCCAUUAGUUCCAAUUCUGUUCAUAGAACCCCUACUGCCACCGCAGAUUUUCGGAUUGGAACCGCUUGGUGUUGCACAACCGUUUGUUGCUCCGCAACCGCUGCUCCCUCCGGAGCCGUUCAUACCGCCAGGAGCAUUUAUUAAUAUAUCACCCUUUGGUCAGCCGGAGCCGUUUGUACCGCAAGGAGCGUUUGUGCCACCGGAAGCGUUCGUUCUGCCGGAGGGCUUUCUUUCGCCAGCUUCGAUCAUUCGUCCGGAAUCGCCCAUACCAUGGCGUGGUCCAUCUCUACACAAUCCAUUCUCAGUGUUUAGCCCAUUAGUGGAGUUCGAUCACGAUGGUUACGUCGUGACGCCCCAAUCGGUUUCUCCCUCCAAUCCACCCAACGGUGCUGCCCAUUUUGACGCAGGAGAAGAGUACCUGUCUUCGUCGCCAGAGGAUCACCCUGGGCCUAUAAAUCGCUUUAACGACACAUUCCCCAUGCCUAAUCCACUUCCGGUUACACGUCCCCUCUUCCCGUCAGAGAUGAUAGAACCCCUUUUGGAUGUGAUUCCUAAGAAGAAGGCCAAGAAGAGUCACGAGGAGCAGGUGAAGGACUUGCUGGAUGAGAACGACGAUGAGCUGAUGGAGGAUACUCCGCCUCCAGAAGAGACCCCCGAGGAGAAGGCCACAUCGCGCAAGCUAAAGUUUUCCGGAAUCUGCCGUCUCAAAGACGAGACUCUGGAGCGGCUGUACAAUCUCCAUCGCCUCUCGGACGACGACCUGGCUACCGUGGGCCUGACCCGCAAGAGCCUGAUCGACGACUAUCGCCACCACCACGAGAUGUCGAUGCAGCGGGAGCGGGAGGAGGAGAAGCGUCGUAGCCAGCGCCAGAGCCGCUCCCGGGUUCCCCAUAGCCGCUCCCGGCCGAUGCGUCCGCUGAAGACAUACAAGUUCCAGCUGCUCAACCAACUGGUGAAGGUGCUGAGCAAUGAGAUCGAUCCGCUCACCAUCUUCCGGGAGCAGCAGUUCGAGUUCGAUGCCGAUUACUACGAGGACGAGGCCGUCGCCAUGAUGCCCAUCAAGGAGCGCGAGAGGCGUCGCUUCGAGUCCUUCUGCGAUCACCUGGACAACAUGUUCAUCUGUGGCGAUCGCAACAUGGCCGUCGACAUGGUCGUGGACGCCCUCAUCCGUCUCAACAGGCGCCGCAAGCAGAUGGCCCUGGCUGCCUACCAGGCGGCCAAUCUCUCCUAGAUCCUGUCAAGCCACCUCAAACGUGAAGCUACCGGAGGCCGGGAACAGGACUCUGGAGCAGUGCCUUUGCUGUUUAUUUGUUUAUGACCUUAUCAUUUAAUUUACCCACGAAUAUACAUACGAUUCUUGCCAGCCAGUUACAUUUUGAAAUAAAUUUAGAUUAUAAUGUAAAAUGAAAUUCCAACGUUGGUAUUUUGUGUCAAAAUAAAAAAUAUAAGAAACUAGUCGAAUCUAA